UCUCGAGCUUCCCAAAUGCCUUACCAAUUCUCCCCCUUCCUCCUCCUCCUCCUCCUCCUCCACUGGCUUGGGGGCUUAUCAGGAGUUUUAGCUGAUAAGCCACAAUUAUAUGGUUUAUUUUUGGGCAAAGGAUUCAUCUUCUUUGCUGCAUUUGGUCUCUUUUUCUUGUCUUGAAGGGUAAUUAUAUCCCUGUUUCCUUCUUUCCUAGUUGUGCGAGGGGCGUGAGAGAGGGUUUAUUUGAUAAACGAGCUAUGGCUGGUGGUCUUGCUCUGCUGCUUCAUGUGAUGCUAGUUCUGGUGCCCUUUGCUGUGGCUGGGCAUGACUAUGGGAAGGCUCUUAGCAAGAGCAUUCUCUUCUUUGAGGCCCAGAGAUCCGGGUACCUUCCCAGCAACCAGAGGGUCACUUGGAGAGCUAAUUCUGGGCUCCUCGAUGGAAAGGCCAACGGGGUAAAUCUUGUUGGUGGAUACUAUGAUGCAGGAGACAAUGUGAAAUUUGGGCUGCCCAUGGCCUUCACCAUCACCAUGAUGUCUUGGAGCAUUGUGGAGUAUGGCAAACAGAUGGCUGGCAGCGGAGAGCUAGGUCAUGCCAUGGAUGCUGUGAAGUGGGGAACGGACUACCUCAUUAAAGCCCACCCAGAGCCCAAUGUUCUAUAUGGAGAGGUGGGCGAUGGAAACACAGACCACUCCUGCUGGCAGCGGCCGGAGGACAUGACAACCAGCCGCCAAGCCUACCGCAUCGAUGUCAACCACCCCGGGUCGGACCUCGCCGGAGAGAGCGCCGCUGCCAUGGCUUCCGCCUCCCUUGUCUUCCGCCGCUCCGACCCGGCCUACUCCAACCAGCUCCUCACCCACGCCAAGCAGUUGUUCGAGUUCGCCGACAAGUACAGAGGCAAGUACGACAGCAGCAUCACCGUCGCUCAAAAGUAUUACCAAUCUUACAGCGGAUACGACGAUGAGUUGCUGUGGGCCGCGGCGUGGCUUUACCAGGCCACCAAUGACCGUUACUACCUCGACUAUUUGGCGAACAACGGCGAUGCUCUGGGUGGGACCGGGUGGGGCAUGGCCGAGUUUGGCUGGGAUGUCAAAUACGCUGGUGCUCAGGUUCUCGCCUCCAAGUUCCUUCUUCAAGGGAAGGCAGCCGAACAUUCUUCAGUUUUGGAGAGGUACCAGCAGAAGGCGGAGUUGUUCAUGUGCUCGUGCAUCGGGAAAGGCAGCCGCAACGUGCAGAGGACCCCCGGCGGCCUGCUGUUCCGACAGAAUUGGAACAACUUGCAAUUUGCGACGAGCGCCUCUUUCCUGCUCACCGUUUACUCCGACUACCUUUCUUCUGCUGGGAAGACCGCACAGUGCUCUUCCGGGACUGCUACCCCCUCUGAGCUCCUUGCCUUUGCCAAGUCUCAGGUGGAUUACAUACUUGGAGACAACCCAAGAGCUACGAGCUACAUGGUGGGGUAUGGAAGCACCUAUCCACAGCAGGUCCACCACCGAGCAUCCUCUAUUGUGUCCAUCAAGGUCAAUCCAUCGUUUGUGAGCUGCACCGGAGGAUAUGCCACUUGGUUCCGCCGCAAGGCCAGUGACCCCAACCUCCUCGAUGGCGCCAUUGUAGGUGGCCCGGAUGCCUACGAUAAUUUUGCCGAUGAGAGAGAUAACUAUGAGCAGACCGAGCCUGCGACCUACAACAAUGCUCCCGUUCUCGGCGUAUUGGCUCGCCUUAAUGGUGGCAACGCUGGUUUCAAUCAACUUCUUCCUGUGGCCGUUCCCACACCUAACGUGCCUGCGAAGAAUGAAAAGCCGAAAACCUCACCUCAGCCUAAGCAGUCUCCUGCUCCAGCUACUAAAGCUCCCUCGCCACUUACCGUUGAACAAAAGGCAACUACAUCAUGGAUUGCCAAGGGUAGAACAUACUACCGGUAUUCUGUUGUGGUAACCAACAAAUCAUCGAAGACUGUAAAAGAUCUCAACAUUUCAAUAUCCAAGCUUUUUGGCCCGUUGUGGGGACUCAACAAGUCACGCUAUGGUUACGGAUUCCCGACAUGGCUCAACUCCCUGUCUGCUGGCAAGAGCCUCGAGUUUGUGUACAUCCACCCUGCUUCUCCAGCUGACGUCUGGAUUUCUGGGUAUAAGCUUGCCUGAAGAUCGUCUGAAAGUGGAGAAGGAUCAAUCGAAGAAAACGUAGUGUUUGUGUAGGUUAUAGAGUUACUGUUCAGGAUGGUGUUUUCUCUGCCGCUGUGCGUUUGGUAAGAAGUCCUUGGAUUGUAUCAAUAAGAGUGUGAAUGGGGAGAAAGGAGUGAAGAGACAGGAAUGGGAGUGCUCAUCCUCUUUCUCCUCAUCUUUUAUUAGUCUAUAGAGUUUCGGAGAGACCGAGUGGAAAAUAGAUGGGAUGUGACUGGGCUUCUCAAAUAGUUGGGAGUGUUCAUCCUCCUUUUCCACAUUUUCUUCUUGUUUCCUGUUCUUCCUUCUUCACAAACUACCUGUGGUUGUAGUCACAGAUGUAAGCUUCAAGCUUUCUUUGCUAUAUCAAUGGAGAUUGCGUAAUAUUGUGUUA
Molecule: messenger RNA, 2544 nt
Organism: Phoenix dactylifera (date palm)
Lineage: Eukaryota; Viridiplantae; Streptophyta; Magnoliopsida; Arecales; Arecaceae
Product: endoglucanase 6-like
Biological process (GO): carbohydrate metabolic process
Molecular function (GO): carbohydrate binding; hydrolase activity, hydrolyzing O-glycosyl compounds
Source: RefSeq, a predicted model, not a curated record